Molecule: messenger RNA, 1214 nt
Organism: Carya illinoinensis
Lineage: Eukaryota; Viridiplantae; Streptophyta; Magnoliopsida; Fagales; Juglandaceae
Product: OVARIAN TUMOR DOMAIN-containing deubiquitinating enzyme 11-like
Exons: 10
Coding region: 265-945 (226 amino acids)
Biological process (GO): protein deubiquitination
Molecular function (GO): cysteine-type deubiquitinase activity
Source: RefSeq, a predicted model, not a curated record
UGUUCAUCUGUUAUGGGAUAUUAUACGAUUUUUGUUUUACAAUUUUAGCAUAUUAUCCCGUGCAUUGUUUCUAAUUCCAUUUCGUGGAAGUUUGUUAUACCCGUGUUUGCUAGCUCACGAAACCAAAGAAAAGAUGAAAGAACGGAAACUUGGGUGAUUGGCGGUAAUAUUUUUGUGAUGGAUGCUAAACUGAUAUAAAUGAUACUAUAAGGCAUAGCUUACAGCACAAGUCUGGUGUUAGCUAUCGGUUUCAGUUGAGGUAGUAUGUAUGGAAGCAACAACAUCGCAAGUGCAAGCUCAAGCUCCAGUUUGAACAGCAGCAUCCAGGAUACAGAGGAUGACCAAACCAUUGCAAGCAUCUUAGCAGAGGAAGAACAAUCAAAACGGGAUGGCCGGCUUGGGAAGAGGCUCUCCCAUUUGGAUUCCAUCCCUCAUACUCCCCGGGUUAAUGGGGAGAUUCCUGAUGUAAAUGAUGCAACCUUGGACCAUGAGCGGCUGUCUGAAAGGUUGGUCACAUAUGGGUUAGCUGAACUGCAGAUGGAGGGUGACGGAAAUUGCCAGUUUCGAGCUUUAGCAGACCAGUUGUUUCGCAAUCCAGACUAUCACAAGCAUGUAAGAAAGCACAUCAUCAAGCAGCUAAAGCAUUACAGAAAAUUAUAUGAAGGUUAUGUCCCAAUGGAGUACAAAAGCUACCUAAAGAAGAUGAAAAAAUCAGGUGAAUGGGGAGAUCACAUAACUCUACAAGCAGCUGCUGAUCGAUUUGGUGCCAAAAUCUCUUUACUGACAUCUUUCCGAGACACUUGUUAUAUCGAAAUCCUCCCCAAAGACCAGAAUCCCACUAGAGAACUCUGGCUGAGCUUUUGGAGUGAAGUGCACUACAAUUCAUUAUACGGAAGUGGAGAUGUUCCCACCAGGGUAGCCAGAAAGAAACAUUGGCUCUUCUAGAAUUAAAGCACCGUACUGGGUAGCGUUUACUCAGUGGAUAUGUACCUCGAUGUCGUUACACAUGAUCCUCGGAUGGAACCUUAUUUUUUGAUGUAUGCAGACUUUUAUAUUUCAGUUUUUUUUUUUUCGAAAUUUAUUUUGUGUAUGUAAAUAUGCAUUAAAAUUUGAGCAGUUUUUCGAUUCACUGUAAUUGACAAAACGAUGGCUGAGCAUAAAAACUUGGUUUCCAAACUCCUAAUGCACAGAACAGAAAAUGAAAGACUUGAUCA